Messenger RNA from Eruca vesicaria subsp. sativa (arugula), 1764 nucleotides. The record is from the annotation of a GenBank genome assembly. NCBI's taxonomy places the organism in Eukaryota, Viridiplantae, Streptophyta, Magnoliopsida, Brassicales, Brassicaceae.
GUUGAUGGUGCUCUAAGCACGCUCGAAUGAUGCUUGUAAAGCAAACUUUUCCUCUUUUCACGUUUACUGAGAAAAGACCUCGGAAAGACAGCUCCACUUCGAACUUCUCACUUUUCCCAUCUCCCAAAAAGCUCUCUUUAAUGGCGAUUAUCAGAGAGGAAGAAGAGGAAACGAAAACCCUAGUUCCACCUGGGAGUAAAGAAUCGACUAUGAAGAACCCGAAACCUAAAUUUCAAUCUCAAAACCCUUUUCCUUUUUGGUUCUACUUCACACUCGUCUUCUCACUCGCCACUAUCCUCUUCGUAUCUCUCUCUCUUUACUCUUCUCACAACGAUCCCAGAUCCUGGUUUCUCUCGCUCCCACCUGCUCUUCGUCAACAUUACUCAGAGGGAAGAACGAUCAAAGUCCAGGUAAACCCAGACGAAUCACCGAUCGAAGUAUUUGUAGCUGAAUAUGGUCCGAUUCAAUCGGAGAAUGUAAUAAUCCUUCAUGGGUUAGGGCUGAGUUCGUACGCGUUUCGAGAGGUUAUCCAAUCUCUUGGAUCUAAAGGGGUUCAUGGUGUAGCUGUUGAUUUGCCCGGAAAUGGAUUCUCUGAUAAGACGAUGGUAGUGGUAGGUGGAGAUAGAGAGAUCGGAUUUUUGGGUAGAGUUAAGGAAGUGUAUGGUUUGAUUCAAGAAAAAGGCGUUUUCUGGGCGUUUGAUCAUAUGGUUGAGACUGGAGAUUUGCCUUACGAGGAGAUCAUCAAGAUUCAGAACGCGAAACGGAGAAGCUUGAAAGCUAUUGAGUUAGGGAGUGAAGAAACGGCUAAGGUUUUAGGUCAAGUGAUUGAUACUUUGGGUUUAGCUCCUGUGCAUUUGGUUCUUCAUGAUUCAGCUCUUGGGUUUGCUUCAAAUUGGGUUUCUGAGAAUCCCCAAAGUGUUCGAAGUAUAACACUUGUUGACUACAGUAUUAACCCAGCAUUGCCCUUAUGGGUUUUUCACAUACCUGUAAUCAGAGACGUCUUGUUAGGGUUUUCGUUUGCUUUCAAGAAGCUCGUGAGCUUACGUUGCUCAAAGGAGAUGACUUUGUCUCAAGUCGAAGCUCAUAGGAUACUUUUGAAAGGAAGAAACGGGAGGGAAGCUGUUGUUAGUUCGCUCAAGAACGUUAACCAUAGCUUUGACAUUGCACAGUGGGGUAACUCAGAUGCGGUUAAUGGUAUUCCGAUGCAAGUGAUUUGGUCUAAAGAAGUGUCUGAUGUAUGGAGCGAGGAGGGCCAACGUGUAGCUAAGGCUCUUCCAAAGGCAAAGUUUGUCACUCAUUCAGGCAGCCGGUGGCCUCAGGAAAGCAAAUCCAGUGAGCUUACUGACUACAUUGCUAAUUUCGUCUCUGCGCUUCCGAGAUCCAUCAUACGGGUCUCUGAAGGACCUAUACCAGAGAAAGUUCAGAAAAUAUUGGAUGAAGCAAAGGCCGGUGGGGACAAUGACCAUCAUCAUGGCCACGAGCAUGCCCAUGCUGGUUACACAGAUGCUUACGGUCUUGGUGAGGGAUGGACUACUUGAUAUGGUUGGAGUUCUUGAUGCUUGUUUAAGUUUAUUAUGCCCUUUUUGAAAAUAUUAUUUUGUUUGAAUUCUUACAUAUUGUUAUGUAAACCCGUUUCUUUCUUGUAAGUCAGCAAAUUUUCAAUUGGAAAAUCUACAAUUCCAAAAAGUGGUCAGCUAAACAGUCAUCCGAGCGUCUUAAUUUUGGCAAGAACAUUAAAAAUGAUCAACGAAGUAACAAUGACCG